Messenger RNA from Monomorium pharaonis (pharaoh ant), 3668 nucleotides. RefSeq names its product calcium channel flower (gene fwe). Bases 253 to 819 code for a protein of 188 amino acids. Gene Ontology annotation, cellular component: membrane. Gene Ontology annotation, biological process: vesicle-mediated transport. NCBI's taxonomy places the organism in Eukaryota, Metazoa, Arthropoda, Insecta, Hymenoptera, Formicidae. The record is from RefSeq and is a predicted model, not a curated record. The transcript is spliced from 6 exons.
GAAAUUUGCUAUCGGUACUGAAAAUCUGUAUAGGUACGUAACAUGGAUUGUACAACUUUCAAUACUGCCAGCGCAUACGGAACGGGGCUAUAACGUCAAGUUAAAACUAAUAGAAGCAUCAUAGAAAUUGUGCGAUGCGCCCUCAUGGUUUCGGAUAUGAAAGCAGCGGGUCGAUUUUCCGUACAUUGACAGAGAUAUCAGUGAUUGUCAGCGUUCUCAGCUGACGUACGAAAGGAUAAUAUAAUAUCGAAAAUGUCAUUUGGUGAAAAAAUAGCAUCUAUCAUGCAGAGGCCUGGACAGGAUCCUGUUGCUAAGGACGACGUGCCUUGGUGGAUGAAAUACGCGGGUCGCGGACUCGGCACCGUGGGCAGCAUAAUUGCAAUUUUUCUUGGAGCGUGGAAUUGUGCAUCGAUUCUUUUCGGACAAAUUGAUUGCUUAAUUAGCGGUAUGUGGCAGAUGAUAGCUGGUUUUCUGGUUGUAAUGAUUGAAGCACCUUGCUGCUGUUUGUUUAUCGAUUUUGUACAGAAUUUGAGUGACUGGGUGGAGAAGAAGCCAUAUUGGAAUAGAGCUGCUGUUUAUUGUUUAAUAGCAUUGCCAGCAGUCUUCUUGUGUCCAGGAAUGAGUAGUAUAUUUGGCAGUGGUUUAAUAUUUACAACGGGUAUAAUAUAUGGAUUGAUGUCCCUGGGCAAAAAGGCACCUUUUGGCGAAAUGAGAACAACAGCAAUGGAUGUUCAAACUUCAUCAUUGAGCAUGCGGUCCACACUAGUUGAAAAUACUCAGCCAAUUGGUGUUAGCAGUACCCCAGCUAGUAUUGUUUGAUCGUUAGGAUUUAAUUGGGUGAGCAAUCGAAUUUUUGGUUUUGUAUGAAUGAUUAUAGGUGAUAAAUAAUCAUUUAAAUAAUCACGUAGCUCGAAUAAGUACGCGCCUCGUUUUACUUUAGCUCUGUCGUUGAUAUAGAUUCAAAUGUCCCAAUAGUGACUUCAGAAGAUAUUUAUUAAAGCUUUGGGACAAAAUCGAAUGCAAAUUAUAUCUACAGAUUUAUAAAUUCAAAUGUGUUAUGAUAUGAAAAACUAGAGAAAAUUGUUUUGAACUCUAAUACUUAUAUAAUGGGAUUUUUAAAUUUUAAUCUAUUUUUGUUUUACUGUUUAUGUAAGAUACAUUGAUAAGAGUCGUAUGCGCUUGUUAUAUCUUACGUUUGUAUGAAAUAUGUAUGUGAAAUGGAGUGGGAUAUAUUGCGAAGACAGUAAGGAGAAAGUAAAUCGAAAAGGAUUUGUUGCUUCAUUUUAAUAAUGCCAAAGUCAAAGACUGUCAUAGAAAACAUUCUCGUGGCUCUCCCUAGCUAUCCAUAGGCCCAUAAGCCCAUUUGUCCAUAUGUCGUGGAAUGUUAACAAGAGGAAAGGCAAAAAAUUGUAGAUGAUAUAUAGUUUUAACAUACGAAUAUGUUAAAGCGCUUUUAUUUUGCAAGCAAUUAGUUAAAUAAAUAUCAACAAAUGAAACUAAAUACUUCCGCAAUAAUUUUGCAUUUAAAUUGUAAAACAUAUUGUUUUCAGAAUGUUAUGUAAGAAAUGAGAGUCAUAAUAUAUUAGUUUAAUAUUCCUUUUAUAUAUAAUGUUAUAUACAUAAAUAAGCUUCUCUCUGCCAAAUAAAUUGUACAUGUAUAAAAUUUAAUUGUGUAUUUGAAACAGUGUUAUUUGUACAUUUAUAAUGUACAUGGUAUAAUUUUUAUUGUAACACUCUAAAUCAUGUAGUAAUCUGAUAAAGCCGUGAAUACGUACGCAGCGUACGUUAAUUGUAAUCUAAAAACUCGACGGAUGAAAUAUUCUAUUUUAUUUUUCUUUGCUGCAUACGUAUUGGAGUCUUUUUUUGCAAUGAAAAAAGAACUAAUGUAUCAUGCUUAUAUUAAAGAAAUUCCACAUAUGUAUAUACAUAUAUCGAUAUGGCAGAGGGAUAUAAUAAUGUUUAAUAAUAAUAUUUUUAUCAUUAACACUUUCAUGUAUUAAAUGAAAUUUGGAUAAUUAUGAAUAUAUUGCAUACAGAUUGUGUUAUUUCUAUUGUAUUAAAUUUUGAUUUUUUUUCUUGAGAGAUUUUUCUUCUUGAUAUCAGGAUAAAAAUUAGAUUAAAGUGCUAAAGUAAAAUUUCCUUUAAAAGAGAAGUAGGUUCAAAAAAUUCCUAGACAUUUAUAUGACAACUAUAUGUGACACAUUGUAUAUAUGCAUAUAUUCUUACAGAUUUGCCUCUUGUAUUUCUAAUUUAUUUGAACGAUUGAAAGUGUAAAUUUUGUAAGUAUAAUUUUAAACUGUGCAAAUGUUAGAAAUUAUGAGAACAAAGCAUUUAGGACACUUAAUCGCAUAAAUUUUUUAGUUCAAUAUUGUUCUACUUGUGUUGCGUUUUUCUGAUAUUAUCGAAAUUACUGAUAUUAUGUGCCAAAAAUGCUUGUUAAUCCAAUGCUUGUUAAGCUAUACCGCAUUAGCUGAAUUUUUAUUCAUAUUUGUGCCGAUAUCAUAUAAACUUUUUCGAUAUUGUUUACAUUUCUUUUGUAUCCUAAAUAUUUAAAUUUGUAUCCUAAAUAUUUCUAUUACAAAUUGUUUUCUUUUUGUCCCACAUUCCUACAUAUUACUUAAUUUAUUUAAGAAAAAAACUAACUAAGUAUAUUAUAUCUGGCUUUUGCUCGAUAAAUGGUUUAUAUUUUUAAAAAAUGAUUGCUCAUAAUAAAAUAAAUUCUUGUGAUUGAUAUAGUCAUGUGUGUGUGCGUGUGUGCAUAUACAUACAAUAGGAGAAUAUUGACAACUUGAAAGCGUAUAUGUAUCUGGUGUGUCAUUUAAUUGUACAAGAUAUCCCACUUGUAUGGAACGAACCGUUAAAACAAUAGAUCUUUUAAAUUAAAAAUUAAAGAUCUAAAAAAUGCUAAAAUCUCGAUGCAUUAAUAGCUUUUAAAUUAUAAACAGUUGAAAAAGAUUUUUUCCUAACUAUAACAGAUUAAGAAGAUAAAACAGUUUUAAUUUAUAUUUUAUUUUAAGUAGAGAGAAAUUUUUAUUUGAUUCUGAGGAUUUUAAACAUCGAAAUUUAAGUAGCUUUGUGUCGACUAAAAUAUUUGUUAAUAUUUUUGUUUAGGAAAAAGUGAUCAAAUUCAUUAAAGAUUCUGUUAAUGAUUGAUUAAGGGUUGAUUUCGCCAAAGUGAGAUAUCCUGUAUGUAUUUACAUUUGCUGAGUAUUUUUGACUUAAAUUUUCAAGAUUAAUUAGCAUAUAUUAGAAUAAUCGAAUGUAAUAUCCUUGCAAUUAAUGAAUAUAGAGAAAGUAAAAAUGCUUUGGCUCUGAUGCAAAAAGUAAAAUUGCACUUGUACUGUUUUUUUUAUAAUUCUCGUUAUGCGACCUUUUCUUCCAACAAUUUGUUGGAUAAUCAAUCGCGUUAAAAAUGAGAAACUUUGUGCAAAUGUAGUUCAAUCACAUUAUUUGAGCAAGAUUACAUUUUUGCUCUCUAUUAUGUAACAAUUGCAGGAUAUAUGUAAUUAUAUCCUGAUGUUAUUAUUCUAUUAGUGAUUCUGCAAUUACUGUUUUACUGAGAAAAGUUAAUAAUUAUGUUCUUUAAGUAAAUAUAGCUCAUUUAAAAUAUAGAAAACAAUGUUCUUUGUACGAGUAAAACUUUAAACAUUAUAUUGCAUUGUAAUGUA